Messenger RNA from Dovyalis caffra, 651 nucleotides. The record is from the annotation of a GenBank genome assembly. Lineage: Eukaryota; Viridiplantae; Streptophyta; Magnoliopsida; Malpighiales; Salicaceae.
AUGAGUUUGGUUGGUCAUGUUCUCCCUCCACAUCCUUCAACCUCCAAAAUCACAAAUUUUACUUCACAAAACAUUACUCCAAAACCCAUUCUCUUUACCAAUCUCAUCUCCUUAGCCCUCACUGUAACCUUAAACUCUCCAUUGCCUUCCUUGGCCAUCCCUUCUCUUAAUUCUCCACCUCCCCUUAUCUCUCCUACAACCCCAUUUUCUCAAUCCAAGAACUUGCAGAUUGGACUAGAAAAUGGGAAAAUUAGGCCUUGCCCAUCUACAAACCCAGGUUGUGUUUCCACAAAUCCGCAAUCUUCAUCAUUUGCAUUCCCAUGGAUGAUUCCUGAGAAUGCUACAGAGAAUGCGAUUCAGAAGUUGGAGGAAGCAAUCCUGAAAACGCAGAGAAAUGCCAAGAUACAAGUCAUUGAAGAUACCCCAAAUGGCCAAUAUUUACAAGCUGAAGUUGAUGGAGGGUUUGAUCCGGAUGUGCUUGAGUUUUUGGUAAGAGGAGAUGUAGUUUCGUAUAGGUGUAUGGCCACAAAAGUAACCUAUGUGUACCCAUUCACAACAGCCUUGGGGGAUUCAAAAGGACAGGACGAAAGAAUGAAGAAAAUCUUGGAUGAAUUAGGCUGGUAUGCUCCAAGCUUCGAUUCCAUGGAUUAG